Messenger RNA from Yamadazyma tenuis ATCC 10573, 2619 nucleotides. It is a transcript of the gene CHO2, whose product is annotated as phosphatidylethanolamine N-methyltransferase. NCBI's taxonomy places the organism in Eukaryota, Fungi, Ascomycota, Pichiomycetes, Serinales, Debaryomycetaceae. The record is from RefSeq and is a predicted model, not a curated record. Gene Ontology annotation, molecular function: ATP binding; nucleic acid binding; phosphatidylethanolamine N-methyltransferase activity. Gene Ontology annotation, biological process: phosphatidylcholine biosynthetic process.
AUGUCCAAUACAAUCUCAGGAGCUAGGGGAAUUACCUUCUCGGGUGAAACCUUUACGGUGCCCCAGACUCAUGAUAUGGUCAAGACGUUAUUUGAUCCAACGAUUCGAAAGUCGUUAUUUGAAAAGGUGAUUGUUUUUGGGUUGAUUUUUAACUUCAGCUUCAUCUUCUGGUUCAGCAAUUCCAUCAGAAUUGACUAUUUCAUUGCCGGAUACCUUUUCUGGCGGUUUGCCUAUGAUUUCGGGAUAGGGUACCUUUUGUACAACCAGAGUAAGUACAAUAAAAUGGUUAACUGGGCAAAGAAGUUACAAGUAUUUGAAGUCGGAUCCAACUCCUGGUUGGCCCGUUUAAUUAGAUAUGAGAUCUCCAGCCAAAUGGGAACCAAGUACAGUAUCAAUGACUAUCCAAUUGAGUUUAAUACUUGGUUGGUGUUCAGAAAAGUGGUGGAUUUGAUUUUGAUGAACGAUUUUGUAUUUUUCAUGGGUCUUUUUGUCGUGUGCUCCAUUGACAAGGACUACCAGUUCAUUAACUUCGAUCAACAACCGGCUUGGUUGGUUUACUUCAGAUUGAUAGUGGGUCCCAUUUUAAUUUUGUUCAAUUACUGGGUGAAAAAUGAUGCCCAUAACGUGAUUAAGGACUACGCUUGGUACUGGGGAGACUUUUUCUUCAGACAAAUUAACAACGAGGACUUGAUUUUUGACGGUGUGUUUGAGAUGGUACCUCACCCAAUGUACUCCAUUGGGUACAUUGGAUACUACGGGUUUGCCUUGAUAGCCAAGUCGUAUACGGUGUUGAUUUUGGCUUGUAUCGGGCAUUUCUUGCAAAUGAUCUUUUUGCACUUUAUUGAAAACCCCCACAUUGACAAGAUUUAUGGUCCUUCGGUGGUGGAGGUAGACUUGGGUAAACUCAUCAAGUUGAAGGACUUGAAAUACUUCCGUCACUUGAAGCCAUUGAUUGGGUUUUACAACUUCAACAUACAAAGAGGUUCGGAUAUCGUCAACUUGAUCUUAAUUGUUACGUAUUCAGGAUUAUUACCAUUUCUAUUCUACGUGUUGAAGUCCACAGACACCACGUCUGUGUUCUCUAUUUGCUUUGACACCACCAAGAUUUUUUUCUUCUUGACGUUGACCUUGAAGGUUGCAGAGUCGGUUUUCAUCAAUUCCUUACUUUUCUGCCAAAGCUACUACAAAUCUUUCACCAAGUACUAUUUGGUGAACGACAUUCCAAUUGAAGACUCCUUGAAUAACUUUGCUGUGAUUUACAACUCAUUUAUUUCAUUGAGUUAUUCUUCGUUGGUUGGUUUGAAUAUCUACUUCUUCAUGACUGGAUUGAACAGGGUGGACUUGUUCUUUGAGAGCUAUUACUAUUUAAGAAUCUUCGUAGGGGUGUUACUUAUUCUUACUCAGAUAUUCAUAAAUCAGUCAAUUGUGGAUUCUAUUGGGUACUUUGGUUGGUUUUACGGUGACUUUUUCAUUCCAAAGAACCCAAACAGUUUGUCCUUGACCAAGGCUGGUGUUUACAGAUACUUGAAUAACCCUGAGCAGAUAUUUGGCGUGUGCUCGUUGAUGGGGAUUUUCUUGAUUAUUCCCAACUUUGAAAACUUGGUAUUAUGUGGGUUGUGGAUUGGAAACAACUUUGCUAGAAUAAACUUCAUUGAGAAGUUCCAUAUGAUAAAGUUAUACGGUAAAGAAGAAGUAUUGAAGGAUUCCGGUGUCACUAAGACUUUGAAGAGUCUUAUCCCUGCUUCAAGAAGAUCUUCAACAUCGUCCCUGGCGAACAAGAAGAUCUUCCACGAACGUAAAAACUCAAAUUCCAUCAUUUUGAAUGCUAGCGAGACCAUUGAUCAAAUUAUCAAGGAGUUCAAAAAGUCCAACAAGAAGUUGACCAAGCAGAAUAUUUUUGAUAUUUCCCAAAACUUGUACUUUGAAAACUCCGACUACAAGUUAACCUUGACCAAUUUAAAGUUCAAUGACGACAAUGACAAUAACUUGAUAAAGUAUAUUGAAGUAGGAGAGAAUAUCAAUGUGGAAUUCCACUGCCCAGCCAACCACUCUCCUAAGGACUGGAUUGGUUUAUACAAAAUUGUGCAGACUGGUUAUAACCGGUACAAGACUUUGAUCAGCUCCAAUAAUAGAUGGGAAUGGGUCCCUGAAAAUAAGGAUUCAGGUGUUCUUAGUUUUGCCAAAGACAAGUUGUUUUGGGAUGAAGGCAUCUUUGAGUUCAGAUAUCACUUGGACGGAAAGCAUGAUGUUGCUUACAUUUCGGAACCUUUCGAAAUAAAGGUUCCCAGCAUUCAAGUUCCUUCUGACACAGAGGGUAUCUAUACUUUUGCUAAGGAGUUAAAGGAAAGGGUGAUCGAUAGAGUCAUCCUCAUGAGUGAUAUCAACGAGAAUAUCAUUGCAAAGACGGAGUCCGGUUAUAAUGGUAGCAUUUUAGAAACUUAUAACCGGUUGUCCAACUUAGUAUCUUUGGCUACGCAAAUCCAAGUCAGUAACAAGAUCUUCUUGCACCCAGAAGAAUUGAGUAUCUUACAUUUGUCUUCAAAAAUUGUUCAUAUGAAAAAGGUGUUGGAUGAUUUGUCGUUUGAAAAGAGUAUUCCUGCUGAAAAAAAGGAUCAAUAA